UAAAAUACUUUCAUUUCAUUUCAAACCAUCACCAAAACUUAAAAAAGUUCGUUUACUUUCACUUCAGUUGCCCCGACUUUUUAAAAUCAUGAGCGAUCUCUUGGAUGCGAGAAGUAGGAGAGCGAAGAGCACAUUCCUGUAUCCAUUGCUAUUGUUAUUAUUGCUGGCAUGUUAUUUUCCCUCUAUCAUCUCACGCGCCUUGGUGGAGGGUGAUCGAUAUUCAAAAUCCUGCAAGAAUACAAUCCAAGGAAGACACUUGUUGGCGGAUGAUCAAGGCUAUGUAUGUGGUGUCUUAUCCAUCAAUCCAUUGUCUGGUUGCUGCCCUCAAACAAGUGAGCGGUUUUCAUGUCAGGGGUGUAAUCUUAGCUCACAAUGUUGUGAUUCUUAUGAAUUCUGUGUAUCAUGCUGCUUAAACCCAUCUCAGACAGUAAAACAACUUGCAGUCAAGAUGAAGGUGGCUAAACAUGCUACAGCAGGCACAUACGGAAGUGUUUUUAAUUAUUGUACUGGAAGGUGCCGUCAUAAUUCAGCAAGCGUGGUUCAUGAGAAUGCUUAUGCGAGUGAAAUGCAUCACUGCUUUUCCUCACAGCUAAACUCAUCUGGUCUUGUCAUGCCUCAUUCUGAAGUAGAAUCGUCAGACAUAUCCAUCAUAAUAGCAAGGAAGGGCGAAUCGUGUACUUCAGCUUGCAGGUCAAAGGGACAGACAUGCAUAUUGAGGAGGCUUUUGGAUUUAAAUAAAUGUGAAGUUCUGCAGAAAUAUUUGAGUUGUAAAGGGGCGUGUGUAGGCAGCAUAGGGUCUGAUCAGCCAGCAGAAGUAAUUGAUAGUGCUCCAAGGCAUUUGCAUCCUGGGGCGUGUCUUUUUACCACAAAGUGGGCAUUUCUCUCGUGUGAUGGUUCCCAUCCAUAUACACGGAGGUUGUGCCCCUGUGCAUAGCUUGCAAAUCUUGUACAGUUUUCUUCAGAUGUUUUUAAAAACAAAUUAUCUUAAGUAACAAGAAAGUUUUGACUUAACCAGACUUUUAUGUGCCUGGGCAAUUUUAAAGAUGAAGUCAUUCAUGUGUUCUACUUAAAUCAUAGGACAGGUGGAUAUGACAAUUUCAUUCCAAUAACACUUAAUGUUCUGCAUCUGGGGGAGCUGAAUUUUAAUUUUUAAGUGUAUAUUAAUGUAAUGUGUAUGGUGACAUCUACAUAAGUACGUGAUAAAAUAACUAGGAUUUUCAAUGGAGAGACAUUUUGAAAAGAAAACU
Molecule: messenger RNA, 1247 nt
Organism: Cryptomeria japonica (Japanese cedar)
Lineage: Eukaryota; Viridiplantae; Streptophyta; Pinopsida; Cupressales; Cupressaceae
Exons: 11
Coding region: 89-934 (281 amino acids)
Biological process (GO): positive regulation of SREBP signaling pathway
Source: RefSeq, a predicted model, not a curated record